Messenger RNA from Spodoptera littoralis (African cotton leafworm), 330 nucleotides. NCBI's taxonomy places the organism in Eukaryota, Metazoa, Arthropoda, Insecta, Lepidoptera, Noctuidae. The record is from the annotation of a GenBank genome assembly.
AUGACAGAUACGACCAACACGACCGAUGCGACAAAUACUACAGACGCGACCGACACGACAGAUACGACCGACGCGACCGACACAACAAUCGCGACCGACACAACAAACGAAACAGACACGGCCGAUACGACAGAUACGACCGACACGACAGAUACGACAGAUACGACCGACACGACAGCCACGACUGAUACGGCCGACACGACCGCUACGACAAAUACGACAGACGCGUCCGACACGACAGAUACGAUGAUACGACCGAUACGACAGACGCAACCGACACGGCAGAUACGACUGACACGACAGACGCAACCGACACAACAAAUGCGAUAG